AUGCAGAACCCGCAGCUGCGCAGCCAAGCGUGUGCACGGGGCGAGCGCCUCCGAUCCAUCCCUGAGGUCCCUUCAGGCCAGCGGAAAUUGAAAGCACCGGCCCCUCCGCCACCGAAAGUGACUUCGAAGAAGUCUCUCAGUCCCUCGUCGUCGUCAUCAUCAUCAUCAUCGUCGUCGUCGUCCUCGUCAACGGCAUCGUCUCUAUCCCCGUCAUUGUCGACGUCGCUCGCCACAACCUCAAUCCUUUCGACUUCGGCCCUCAGUACGACUUCAGCGAGCUUAUCGUUCACACCUGGUAGCGCGGUGGUGAACAACGGUGUUAAGAAACGCUCUGCACCGAAACGUCCGUCGAGCGAAAUCGGCGAAACGAAUUGCGCGGGAAUGCGGAACGUCACCUUGAAACGACAGCAGAACUCCCCGCUGGGCUUCUCGAUCCGAGGCGGUAGAGAACACGGUACCGGUAUUUACGUCAGUCAGGUGGACCCGAAGUCAGAGGCAGAAUCGGCGGGAAUCAAAGCCGGCGACCAAAUCCUCAAAGUCAAUGGCUUCCCAGUGGAUCAGUUCGUCCACGCCGAAGUGUGCAUGAUGCUUAAACAGAACAACGUAAUCACGUUGAAGCUCACAGGCACUGGUCUGCUACCGGUUAAGGACCGCGGCGACGUGGUUCUGAAACCGGUGGCUAACGUGGAAACCAGUGCUUCCGUGAACAUCCCGGAGCCUCCCGUAGAACCCGACUUCAGUAAAGACUGUCCGCCGUCGGCGCCCACGGUACCGCCGGCACCGCCCGCUCCGCCCAACACAAUGCGGCCGAUACCUCCUCCGAUGCCAACCCAUAUGUUUGUCUCCGAGCUCCACUCAGUUGCGCAACAACUGCGCAAGCUUCAGAUCACCAAAGAUAUCGCCCUGGAGAACCCACUGCUCAAACAGGUGGCCAUCAAUCAACUGCAGCACGACAAGCUGAUGUCGGAAUUCAAAGAGGCGCACCGGAAAAUGUUCGGCCGCGGUCAGAGUAGUCGAUUCCCGGACGACUUCAGCGACACCGACAAAACAAUCGAACGUCAGAAAACCGAGCGCACAGAAGUUCUCUGCAUGAAAAAUUCUACCGCCGAAGCUACGCAGAGCAAUCUGAGGUCUUCUUCGGCGUCGAGUUUGUUGUCGCUGAAGACGGACAGUGGGCGAGGCAGCACGUCACCGAAUCAGCCGAGCAGCGCUUCCAGCAGUCCAGCGUCUUCGAUUGUUGGCGAAGGAUCCUCACCAACGAGGAAAGCGGCUCCGCUCUUGAAAGCGUUCGGCGGUGUCGGCGGGGUCCAAUCGCGACACUUACGUCGAGAAUCGUCGAAUCUUGAGCUGUCCACCCCGAACAAGACUCAGAACGUGAGUCGUCCGCCGCUUCGACGGGAACAAUCAAACUUGGAAUUGAGUUCGCUGCAAAGCGAGAUGCCCGAGACGAAUCCCGCGCCGAAAAAAGUCACCAAACCCGAAAGCGAGACGCCAGCGCCCCUCGUCACGGCAUGCCCUUUCGGCAGUGCGGGUCGACGGGACGCGGGCAGCCCUCUAGAGAAACAGUUUAUAGUUCAAGAUAAAAAUAUCAAGAGGGACGCGUCGACGCUGAUUAUUCCAAAGAGAGACUUCGAGAAGGUCGAGUUCAAACGGGACUUCACUUCGCCGGUGGAUAUUCGGGGUUUCGAACCGAUUCCCGAGGAUCCAUUCACCGGAAAUCGAUCGGGUAGAACGGAAGUCAUAUUCAUUCGGAAUUCCAGAGAAAACGGUCGCGACAUCGAGACGAGCUCCGUCAUCUCGAGCGACGAGGGCUCGACGUAUUCGGGAAGCUCGGGAUGCGGAGAGUUGGUCGGAAGGCUCCGGAGGCAGUUCGAGGACCCUGGCAGCGACACGGAUAGCAGCGGAUCUGUGGGAGGGAGCGGGGGAAGCAAUAAGUUGGCUUUAUUCAAACGGAACUCGAGCGCCGUCGCCGCGAGCGGUAAAAUCACCGUUAGCAUCGGAUUGGCCCCUUUGCCAAAGAACGCUUGUUAGAACGUAGUCGAUAGUUAGUUUUGUGAUUGCUGGAUGGAUGGAUUGACGAACGAAAGAACGAUUCAUUGAUCG
Galendromus occidentalis (western predatory mite) is the source of this 2103-nucleotide messenger RNA. Its product is annotated as hyphal wall protein 1-like. The coding region runs from base 1 to 2031 and encodes 676 amino acids. The transcript has a single exon. The record is from RefSeq and is a predicted model, not a curated record. Gene Ontology annotation, cellular component: stereocilia ankle link complex; stereocilium tip; plasma membrane. Gene Ontology annotation, molecular function: protein binding. NCBI's taxonomy places the organism in Eukaryota, Metazoa, Arthropoda, Arachnida, Mesostigmata, Phytoseiidae.